AUGAAGCCCAUUAAGAAAUUCAGCCUUAUUAGAAAGAUAUCGAUAAUCCUGCAGAAGCAGUUGGAUUUGUCUCUCGGAGGCUGGCCCCAGGAGCAAGAAAAGAAUCUUUGCGAACUUUUAAUGCGGACUCGGAAAUGGGAUAAGCUCAACUCCCUCAAAAUCUCCACUUCGCCAGAGAUAUUAUGCGCUGUUCUCAGCCGCUGCGUUCCCGAGAUCCUCGAAGCCGUGAAUAUCGAUGGGCACUACGGUACACGGAUGUAUAAUGAGCUGGUACGCCUUUGCUCUUCUUCUCAAAACUAA
Molecule: messenger RNA, 300 nt
Organism: Fusarium verticillioides 7600
Lineage: Eukaryota; Fungi; Ascomycota; Sordariomycetes; Hypocreales; Nectriaceae
Exons: 3
Coding region: 1-300 (99 amino acids)
Source: RefSeq, a predicted model, not a curated record